AUGCGUGCAGCGACGAAGCGGGUGCGCUUUGUUGAUGACGCUGAGCUCGUUGUUGGUGUGCUGCUGGACCCGCUAGACCCUCCCAGCAGCAUCAAAGGGGCCCCGCGCUGCGGCAUAGAGGGCCUGCAUGCAGCAGCAGCAGCAGCAGCAGCAGGUAGCACUGACAGUUUUGCUGCUCGUCGCAAGCGCCACGAGGCCAACGAGACUCCCAGGGCCCGCGCGCUGUGCUGGGAGCCGCAGCCCGCAAUGCCUUUCGCUCCCCCAACCCGCAUUGUGUCUUCGUUGCUGAAACUGGAGCGUGUGCUGCGGCUCCCAGCAGCAGCAGCAGCAGCAGCAGCAGCAGUGCCUGAGACAGUGCCUGCUCCCAAAGCAGAUUUUGCUGCAGUGCCUCCCUUCAGCGCCGCAGGCAGCCGCAUCAUUUACCCCUUAGCAGACGUACAUGCUGCUGCUGCUGGGCCUGCUGCUGCUGCUGCUGCUGCUGCUGACCCCCUUCAGGAGGGGAGGGAAGAGUCCCCUGCCCAGGCAGAGGCGACUGGCUGCAGCACUGCAGCAGCAGCAGACCCGGCGGCGCAAGCUUAUUGCAGCCAGCAGCAGCAGAUGCUGCACCCCCGGCUGCAGGAGCAGCAGCAGCAGCUGCUGCAGCAGCAAAUGCUGCACCCCAUGCUGCUGCAGCAGCCGCCCCCCAUCUUGCUUCAUGGCUUUGUUCCCCCACCUCUUCCGGGGCUGCUGCUGCCGCCGCCGGGGGUGCCGCUGCAGCAGCAGCAGCACAUGCAGCUGCAGCAGCACAUGCAGCUGCAGCAGCACAUGCAGCUGCAGCACCCGCGGGGCCCGCAGGAGUACCGCAGCAAGCAGCACCACAUGCAGCAGCAGCACCGGGCGCCGGAGCAGCAAAAUCCAGAUGCGCCCUGGCGCUGA
Eimeria tenella is the source of this 915-nucleotide messenger RNA. RefSeq lists its product as uncharacterized. The record is from RefSeq and is a predicted model, not a curated record. The transcript is spliced from 4 exons. The coding region runs from base 1 to 915 and encodes 304 amino acids. NCBI's taxonomy places the organism in Eukaryota, Apicomplexa, Conoidasida, Eucoccidiorida, Eimeriidae.